AUGGUUAGUAUUAAUAAUCAAACUUCUCUUGAGAUCAACGAAAGAUAUCAAGAACGUUUACUCGUAAGAGCAAGAAAUUCAAGAUUUAGUCGAAGGAAUACAAUUAAAUUACCCGAAGGUGUAGAUCCACUAGAUAUGUCUUUUGAAUCAAUAUUCGAUGAUUCAAAUAAUGAACAAGGCGAUGAUGAUGAUUCUAAAAAACAAAAGCAAAUCCCUGCCGCAUCUAAUAAUAAUUCACCUAAAUUGCCUAAUUCAUCUAGAAUUCCUAAAUCAUCCAGAACCACUAAGAAAACUAAACAAAUCAAUGAACUUGAAGCACGUGUGAUGAUAGAAAACAUUGAACCUCCUUCUUCAAUUACAGAAAAAAUUGCUAAUCCCAUAUCAGAAAUUCGAGAAAAUUCAGUUGAUUCAAAUAAUCAAAACUUAUAUAAAUCUACUGAGCAAACGGAAGUAGAAAGGCCAAAUGGUUCAAUCAAUCCAAGUUUAGACAAAUCUACUGAUCAAGUAGAAGAAGAAAAUUCAAAUGAUUCGAGUAAUCAAUAUUUAAAUAAUUCUACUAAUCAAAUAGAAGAAGAAGAAAAGCCAAUCAAUCUAGAUAAACCUGAUAUCAAUCAAUUAGAAGAAGAAUAUUUAAAUUACUCAAGCAAUCAAUAUUUAAGUAAAUCAGCCGCUGUUCAAGUAAUAGAAGAAAGGCCGAGCGAAUCAAACAAUCAAAAUUUAGAAAAGUCAGCUGCUGUUCAAGUAGAAGAAAAGUCAAGUGGAUCAUCUGCCAAAAUAUCAUUAACUGACUCUGAUUUUUAUAAUCCAUUUGAGAAUAGAAGAAUGACUAGACAAAAUAAAGGUUUUACCAGAAGACAGUCCAGCAGAUUCACAUUAAAUAUUGAUAUUACAGAUGAGAUUGAUGAACAAUUAAUUGCUGCGCCAAAUAAAAAUCUAGGGUUUACCAUGAUAGAAAAACAAGAUUCAUCUCCUACAAUAGCAUUAGAUGAAAUCAGUAACAAUAACACUUCCAUAUUAGAAAUUAUAUCAGAUGAUCAAAUAUCUACGUCCAUGAAAUCACCAAAUAGUCAAUCACCUAAACCUAGUGAUAUAGAAGAAGACAGUUAUUUACCUUUGAUUAAUAAUGAUAAUGGGUUUGAUGGCACAUUUGUACUUGAACCUUCAUUUGCAUCAUCAUUGGCCAAACCAACCUCUAUUUUAUCAAUACUGGAAAAACCAGCAUCCUUUGACAAUAUUCCUAUCACAAUACCUGUUCAAUAUGAAACCGAUAAAAAAGAUGAUCCUAUAGGCAGGAAUGUAAUUAAUAAAGUAUUACCAGAAGAAGAAAUGGAGGAAGAUGAGGAGGAAAAUUUUACUGCUAAACAUUUAUCAGAUCCUAAUGAAAGAAAAAGAACAAUUUAUUCGGCAAAUAAUGAUCAAGAAGAAAAAAAAAGAAAGCAUUACACAUUAAAUGUUAAUGAAGUUGAAGAUGGCAAUAUUGUAAGAAAAACAAAGAAAAGGAGUUAUUCAAAACAUGGAAAUCCUACAGUAGAAAUUAAAAUGAUUCAUAACAUCGUUAAUGAAACAAUCGAUGAAUUUUUGGAUGAAUUGGAAAAGGAUUCAUACAAAAAUAUUAUUGAAAAUUUCAAGGAAGAAUUUGAAAUUCAAUUCACAAAACAGGCUGAAAUUAUUCGGAACCAAUUGAGUUUACAUGAAUUCUUUAAUCAAAAAUUAAUACAAAUGAAAAAAGUAAAGGAUGAUUUAUUAGAAAAAUUGGAAGGAUUGCAUAAUUUUCUUUCUAAUAUUGAAUUUUUAAGAGAAUCUGUUGCAUUAGAAGAAGAUGUUCCUGACAAAGAAUACAAUCAUCAUCAUCUAGACUUGAAUGAAAUUUCAGGACUUAUUAUCAGCAUUACAUCUCGUACUGGUGAUUUAAUAUCAAAUCAUAAUAGUGAGGAAGGUGCUCUUAGCAUUAUAAAAAGAUAUAAUAAGUUAUUGGAAACUUGUCAAGAAAUAUUAGAAAAAGAAUGUUAA
Molecule: messenger RNA, 2010 nt
Organism: Entrophospora candida
Lineage: Eukaryota; Fungi; Glomeromycota; Glomeromycetes; Entrophosporales; Entrophosporaceae
Source: the annotation of a GenBank genome assembly